AUGACAGCUGCAAAGUUAGAAGAAGCGAAUGGAAAUAUUCACAUGGUUGAAAAGAUUAUUGAUCGUGCGAUUUCAUCAUUAACUGCUAAUGGAGUUGAAAUAAACCGUGAACAAUGGAUGCAAGAAGCAAUGGAAGCUGAAAAAUCAGGAGCUGUUCGUUGUUGUCAAGCAAUUAUUAAGUCAGUGAUUGCUGUUGGUGUUGAAGAAGAAGAUCAGAAACAAACAUGGAUCGGUGAUGCUGAAAAUUGUGCAAAAGAAAGUGCAUUUGAAUGUGCACGCGCUAUUUAUGCUUAUGCUUUACAAAUCUUUUCAAUGAAGAAAAACAUUUGGUUACGAGCGGCAUAA
This is a messenger RNA of Clunio marinus, 345 nucleotides long. The record is from the annotation of a GenBank genome assembly. Lineage: Eukaryota; Metazoa; Arthropoda; Insecta; Diptera; Chironomidae.